This is a messenger RNA of Puntigrus tetrazona (Sumatra barb), 1084 nucleotides long. RefSeq lists its product as uncharacterized. Lineage: Eukaryota; Metazoa; Chordata; Actinopteri; Cypriniformes; Cyprinidae. The transcript is spliced from 2 exons. The coding region runs from base 23 to 1084 and encodes 353 amino acids. The record is from RefSeq and is a predicted model, not a curated record.
GUUCAGUCCAAGUUCAGGCACGAUGCAAAGCAUUAUUCCCAAGAGCAAAACCAAAGGUACUGACUUCUGUGGAGUGGACCAUUGCUAUUAUAUAAUCCGCUCUGAUCUCGGCUUAUAUAUGCAGUCAAGCAAUUUCAAUAAAGGGUCAGACCUCAACAUUUUCAGUCUGCACCCUGCAUGCCAAAAUGGAGACCAUUACCUUGGUCAUCAGGAUGGCUACUUCUACAUCAUCAAGGGCAAUUCUUACCGCAGAGUCACCGAUCUGUCGACAGACAGUAGUGCUGUAGUUUACAGUCUUCAUCCCAACUGCCGAGGUGGAGACCACUACCUCUCGGGUUUUGGCAAUUUUUACAUCAUCUUCCAAGGAAAGGGCACUUACCGAAGAACAACUAACAUGAAUCAUGACUGGGAUGCUGUAGAAUACAAGCUGCAUCCCAACUGCAGAGACGGUCUGUAUUACUGGGGCUUGCGAUUCCACUACUACUUCCUCAAGCCGAGUUCAAAGUGGGGAGUUGAAUACUACAAAGGUACCAACUUCAACAAAGACGAGUGUGUCAAUGUCUACUCUGUUCAUCCUGAUGUUCUUAACUUCCUGCCUGGUGGGCUGUCAAUUACUAAAGGCCCAGCAUUUGGGAGGUGGGAGAAUAUUAAAACUAUAAAUAAUGAUAGCAACACGCCAGUGAAGUGGCAAAAUAAAAUUAAUAAAAAGGUUGGAUACAAUAAAGAGAAGAUGUCCCAGAUCACUCACAACUGGAAGAUAGCCACGUCAGUCUCGACUGAAUCUGGAACCCUUGAAGGGUUAAUUGCGAAGUGGCAGUUCUCUUUCUCUGCAGAAUAUGGAGGUUCACGUGUCAGCACUGAAAAGGAAACCUGGACCGAACUCACUGAAGUGGAAGAACAACUCUCACUCGAGCUGCAGCCAAAUCAGAGUUUUUAUCUGUGGCAAUACAAAAUGGGUUUUGGGCAAGAACCUGUGUUGUUCUGUCGUGAUUUGAAGAUUGACGAUGAGCCUAACCCUCCAACUGAAGUCCUCUGCCACCUGCAUAAUCAUAAGAAAUAUCAGCCCGGUUUACUCCGAGGAUAA